AUGAUUAUUGAAAUUAUUGUAUUCAACAAAUUCGUUUAAGUAGGUAGAGUAGUCUAUAUCAAUUUCGGUUCUGAUAAAGGCAAAUUAGCCGUAAUUGUAGAUAUUGUUAACUAAAAUAGAGUUUUAGUUGAUGGCGAUAAUGUUAAAAGAUAAGUUAUUCCCAUUAAAAGAGUUAACUUAACUAAAUUCCACAUUACAGAUGUUAAAUUACAUUAAAGAACAACAGUUUUAAGAAAAAAAAUCUAAAAAUUUGAUUUGAACAAGAAGUAUGCAGAAACUGCAUUCGCUAAAAGAUAAGCAGUUAAAGCUAAAAGAGCUUCUUUGACUGAUUUCGAUAGAUUCAAAGUUAUGGUCUUAAAAAAAAGACUUGCAAGAACUAACACUAAAGCCAAAUCAAAUUAAACCAAAUAAGCCAAGAAAGCAGCUAAAUGAUUAAAUUAAUUUUGAUAAAAAAUUAAAAUUCAAAUUUAAUUAUAUUUUGUUUAGUUAUGAUUUUUAGUUUUAUUUUAUUUUUUUAUUUAGUAUUAAUUUUUUAUUUGUAAUUAAUAUUUAAAUGUGCUUUUUAUUUUUUCAUUUAUAAUAAUUUUAAAAUUAUUAAAA
This is a messenger RNA of Ichthyophthirius multifiliis, 600 nucleotides long. RefSeq names its product ribosomal protein, putative. The record is from RefSeq and is a predicted model, not a curated record. NCBI's taxonomy places the organism in Eukaryota, Ciliophora, Oligohymenophorea, Hymenostomatida. The transcript is spliced from 4 exons. Gene Ontology annotation, molecular function: structural constituent of ribosome; RNA binding. Gene Ontology annotation, biological process: ribosomal large subunit biogenesis; translation. Gene Ontology annotation, cellular component: ribosome; cytosolic large ribosomal subunit.